AUGGAAGAUCAAUAUCAUCCCAUGUUCGGCCUCCCGGAAACUACUAGAAACAUCGGGCUACCACGGAUAAAAGCACUCUAUCUCCACCCCGUCAAGUCUUGCGGACCCAUUGAGGUCGAUUGUGCUGUACUCACCAAGACUGGAUUCCUCUUUGAUCGAUGUUUCGCAUUCGCAACGGGCCCCCUUGACGACGGUCCCGACUUGACCGAGAAAUGGCGGUUUAUCAGUCAGCGCACUAAGCCUGCCAUGUCCAUGAUUGAGACUGAAAUAUGGCUUCCUACCGUGGGUGAUCAUGUUGGCUAUCUGGUCAUGUUGUUUCCAAACCCGGAAAACCCUUCUUGGGCCGAUAGACUUGAGACGCUUUUUCGCACUUGGGAUCUAUCCGCCAUUCCCAAAGUAUCACUCUUCGUACCCCUCGAUGUUAUAGCUGAAAGCUUCGACGGCUACGUAACGAAGCCGAAGGCCUUCACUAUUCAUUCUCGUGAAGCCAUGGGCCUCGAUAUGGGGGAGCUUCCUUCUGUCGCAACAGCCAUUCCCACGCUGAAAAAGUUCUUAAAAAUCCCUCAUAACCAAGGCCUGUCGCUUUUCAGGUGUACUGAAGAUACCCUAGUCCGCACUGAUAAAAACCUCGCACCGCUCGAACACAUCGGCACACCGGCCGUCCAUGGAUACACAGAUCAGCAACCUAUCAACAUAAACAGUCUAUCCUCCGUUCAAGCCGUGUCCGAACUCCUCCCCGCCGAAAACCAACCCUUGAAUGCACUUCGUUUUCGGGCAAAUAUUUGGAUUGAGAAUUCCGCCGCUUACGAUGAAGAGACGUGGAAACGCUAUGCCAUCUUGCCAAAGGAUCCUCGUGACAUGUCAAAAGCCCCGGCAGUCCCAACUCUCUCUGUUGUAUGCCGGACUUCGCGAUGCACAAUGCCCAACGUUGACCCGGAGAAGGGAGUCUUUGAUACGGAUAACGCGCCUCCGGAUAGGAAGAAAGGAAAGCCACAACCAAGCACAACCUUGGUACAGCACCGUACCGUUGAAGAUGGGAACAAACAGGCGCUCGGAUACCUCGGCAUGCAUUGCGUUCCAGAGGAUUGGUGUUUGAAAAUGGCCAAUGAUGGUGGUCAAGGCUUGUGUGUUCGGGUCGGUGAUGAGAUCGAGGUUCUUGAACGGGGGAUACAUCUAUAUGGAUCCACUGGUGGUGAUUACUAG
Penicillium waksmanii is the source of this 1203-nucleotide messenger RNA. RefSeq lists its product as uncharacterized. The coding region runs from base 1 to 1203 and encodes 400 amino acids. The record is from RefSeq and is a predicted model, not a curated record. NCBI's taxonomy places the organism in Eukaryota, Fungi, Ascomycota, Eurotiomycetes, Eurotiales, Aspergillaceae. Gene Ontology annotation, molecular function: pyridoxal phosphate binding; molybdenum ion binding; catalytic activity. The transcript has a single exon.